Messenger RNA from Drosophila elegans, 1722 nucleotides. Its product is annotated as Na(+)/H(+) exchange regulatory cofactor NHE-RF1. Gene Ontology annotation, molecular function: protein-membrane adaptor activity; protein binding. The record is from RefSeq and is a predicted model, not a curated record. The transcript is spliced from 2 exons. Lineage: Eukaryota; Metazoa; Arthropoda; Insecta; Diptera; Drosophilidae. Gene Ontology annotation, cellular component: apical plasma membrane. Gene Ontology annotation, biological process: protein localization to plasma membrane. The coding region runs from base 442 to 1362 and encodes 306 amino acids.
GAUUUGCCCGCGAAAGCGUUAACAACGUCAAACGGACAAUAAUAAUACAUAGAAAUAAUACCAGAAAGGUAUAGCUUCCUCUCUCUCUCCCUUCCUCUUUUUCGCCUGUCAACAGUUAUUUUAGACGAGCGAUUUUUGUGUGACUUUUUCGUGGGCUCGCUUUCGAUUUUUCGUCGUUCGGCUGCUCUUCGGUUUUUUGCUGUUACAGCUCCUUCAUUAAGAGAUAAGUAAGGCUUAAAAAUAACAACAGCGCGUGUGUGUGUGUGUAACUGCGUUUGCAUACGAGGAGAAACAGCAACAGAGUGCAACAGCAACACAACUGCAGCCACAACUUCAGCAGUACCAGCAACUUAACAACUCAACAGCAACAACAAACUGAAAUUCAACAUCAACAAAAACAUUUGAAAGGGAAUUUUUUCUAUUUGUUUUAGCGGAGCCAAGAUGUCCACGCCCACUUCCCCAAAAACGCCCACCCCGCCCACUUUGCCGCCGGGCGUGACUAAAACCUGUCAUAUAGUAAAACGCCCUGAUUUCGAUGGGUACGGCUUCAAUCUUCACUCGGAAAAGGUGAAACCGGGUCAGUUUAUUGGCAAGGUGGAUGCCGAUUCGCCGGCAGAGGCAGCUGGACUGAAGGAGGGCGAUCGCAUCCUGGAGGUCAAUGGGGUGUCCAUUGGCAGUGAGACCCACAAGCAGGUGGUGGCCAGGAUUAAGGCCAUUGCCAACGAGGUACGCCUGCUCCUCAUCGAUGUGGAUGGCAAGGCCAUAGAGGUGAAGACCCCGACAUCUCCUUCGGCUGCAGCUGCCUGCAAUGGUAAUGGAAGUGCUGCAAGCCAAAAUGGCUAUGAGGGCACCAAACAGGAGAUGCCCGGCGCCAGUGCCAAUAUCAGUAGCAUCAGUAUGGUCAGCACCAAGCGAUCCUCAAAUGCCAGCAGCAUUCAGAGUGGUAGCACCGUGAAUGCCUCCGAUUUGGAUGUGGUGGACAGGGGAAUCCCGGCGCCAGCACCAGUGGUGUCCACUCCUCCUCCGCCCGUACAAAAUGGAAGUAAACCCUCGUCGCCCAUCAAUAAUAACACCAUGAUGAGCACACCCCCACCGCCGUCGGCCACCAAAGCUGGAAUCAACAACAAUGGCAGUGUCUACAACACCAAUGGAAAUGGAAAUGGGAAUGGGAAUAGCAACACAAAUGGCAUGACCACGCCCAUUACGCCGCCCCCAGCCAUGGGCGGCAAUCGGGCGGGCAGUUUGAAUCUGCCCCUGACAGUGGCCGAAAUGAGGGCCAAAUUGGCCUCCAAGAAGAAGUACGACCCGAAGAACGAAAGCGUGGACCUCAAGAAGAAGUUCGACAUCAUCCAGAAGCUCUGAUAUGAAUUGGAUGGAUUGAAUCCCCCACCCAAUCACCCAAUACUUGUUAUAAUGUCAGCAUGAGGAGCUAGAGGAGCUGGUUUUGUCAGGCAUACACCACACACACACACAAUAAUAUACAAUAUGUUUAGCUAUUAGUACGCAGAGUCACUUAUUAACUAAGCAAGUUUUUAAUUAUUAGCCCCUAAGAGCGAAAGAAUAUCCAUACAUACGACAUACAUGUAUUCUUCAAAAUUCAAAUAUGGUAAAAACUCCGAUGGGCAAUGCUUGGCCCUCGGUUCAUUGAACAGCUUUCGUUGAAUAUGUACUUAGUUUUGCUUGUAUUUUUGUACAAUAAAUAAAGCAAAAUGAUAAAAGAAA